Molecule: messenger RNA, 531 nt
Organism: Aureobasidium subglaciale EXF-2481
Lineage: Eukaryota; Fungi; Ascomycota; Dothideomycetes; Dothideales; Saccotheciaceae
Exons: 1
Coding region: 1-516 (171 amino acids)
Source: RefSeq, a predicted model, not a curated record
AUGUCCGAAUGGCUCCUACGUGCGUGGGAGGUUUGCCCUCUGGCUCACUAUCGAUGCAUUGCACAUCUUGUUGCUCUUGCCGCUCAUGCAAAGGUUGAGAAUACUGAGCACUACGAUAGACUCCGUGCUGCUUGUACGCAUCGCCUUGUGUCUUUAAUUACCAGAAAUAGUCCACCUAGCACCUCUCCGAUAGACGGCCCGUCUGCUCCUGCGCGGACCCAUGAGAUUCGUGAUUUGAUCUCUUGGAUGUUGCUAGUCAACCCUAGUGCUGAUGUUGACCUGUUCCAGUCUCUAGGAAAUCUUCAGAACGCAUUACAGUGCUUGAACGCUGCCCCUGCUGCUCUCGCAGCGUCCGGCGAAUAUGACAGGCGUCGCAGUGAUUUCUUGGGUAUGAAAGCAGAAAUCGUUCUCCAAGUUUGUUUCAGGUAUGGUUUACACCUCCUUAGACAAAGGAAACACAAGAUGGUCGCGCGGGUUAUGCUUGAGCAGUCAAAAGCUCUUCUGAUGCGACAGUAAGACGAAAAAUUCCAC